GCUUGUCUUCUCCACUGUGUUGUAGGGAGAGAGAAGAGAGAAACCUGGUGCCACGUGCUGCCAGCACUGACCUGGAGUGGCUGAAACACUGACCGACCCAAACAGCCUGCAGCUUGGCCUCCCACUGUGUGUCCUCCUCAAUGUAGGCUGAUAUGCCCAAGGUGGUCCUGAGUGGUGUGACAGUGGAUUUUCCCUUCCAGCCUUACCAAUGCCAACAGGAGUACAUGACAAAACUCCUAGAAUGUCUCCAGAAGAAAGUGAAUGGCAUCCUGGAAAGCCCCACAGGCACCGGGAAGACGCUCUGCCUUCUUUGCGCCACAUUGGCCUGGCGGGAACAUCUCCGCAAUGCUGUUUCUGCCCAAAAGAUUGCUGAGAGAGUUCAAGGGGAACUCUUUGCCAGCAGGGCCUUGUCAUCCUGGAGUAAUACUACUGCUACCAGCGGAGACUCAAUAGAUUGCUAUGCAGACAUCCCAAAGAUCAUCUACGCUUCCAGAACUCACUCACAGCUAACGCAGGUCAUCAGUGAGCUUCGGAACACUUCCUACCGGCCCAAGGUAUGUGUGCUGGGCUCCCGGGAGCAGCUGUGUAUUCACCCUGAAGUGAAGAAGCAGGAGACUAACCACAUGCAGAUCCAUUUGUGCCGCAAGAAGGUGGCGAGUCGCUCCUGUCAUUUCUACAAUAAUGUGGAAGAGAAAAGCCUGGAGCAAGAGUUGGCUACCCCCAUCCUGGACAUUGAGGACCUCGUCAAGAAUGGAAGCAAACACAAAGUGUGCCCAUACUACCUUUCUCGAAACAUGAAGCAGCAAGCUGACAUCAUCUUUAUGCCAUACAAUUACUUGUUGGAUGCUAAGAGUCGUAAGGCACACAAUAUUGACCUGAAGGGGACAGUUGUGAUCUUUGAUGAAGCUCACAAUGUGGAGAAGAUGUGUGAGGAGUCAGCCUCCUUUGACCUGACUCCCCGUGAUGUGGCUUCAGGCCUGGAGGCCAUCAGCCAGGUCUUGGAGGAGCAAGCCCGCAUGGCUCAGCAGAGCGAACUCCAGCUGGAGUUCGGUGCAGACAUCUCCAGCUCAGGGCUCAGCAUGGGGCUGGAAGACAUCGCAAAGCUGAAGAUGAUCCUGCUUCGCCUGGAGGCGGCUAUUGAUGCUGUCCAGCUGCCCGGGGAUGACAGAGGAGUCACCAAACCUGGAAGCUUUAUCUUCGAGCUGUUUGCUGAAGCCCAGAUAACGUUUCAAACCAAAGGCUGCAUUUUGGAAUCACUGGACCAGAUAAUCCAGCACCUGGCAGGACGUACUGGUGUGUUCACUAACACGGCUGGGCUGCAGAAGCUCAUGGACAUCAUCCAGAUUGUGUUCAACAUGGACCCUCCGGAAGGCAGCCCUGGCUCUCUGGUGGGGCUGGGUAUCUCACAUUCCUAUAAGGUACAUAUACACCUUGAAACCAGCCACCGAAGGGCAGCUAAGCAGUCAGAUCCCUGGAGCACCACUACAUCCAGGAAACAAGGGAAGGUGCUGAGCUACUGGUGCUUCAGUCCCAGCCACAGCAUACGUGAACUGGUCUGUCAAGGAGUCCGCACCCUCAUCCUCACCAGUGGCACACUGGCUCCACUCUCCUCCUUCGCUCUGGAGAUGCAGAUUCCAUUCCCAGUCUGUCUGGAGAACCCACACAUCAUUGACAGGAACCAGCUCUGGGUGGGGGUUAUCCCCCGAGGCCCUGAUGGUGUUCAGCUGAGCUCUGCCUAUGACAAAAGGUUUUCUCAGGAGUGCUUAUCUUCCCUGGGGAAGGCUCUGGGUAACAUCGCUCGUGUGGUGCCCCAUGGUCUUCUGGUGUUCUUCCCUUCCUACCCUGUCAUGGAGAAAAGCCUGGAGUUCUGGCAGGCACAAGGCUUGGCCAAGAAGGUGGAGGCGCUUAAGCCUCUGUUUGUGGAACCCAGGAACAAAGGCAGCUUCUCAGAGGUCAUUGAUGCGUACUACCAGCAAGUUGCCUCCCCUGGGUCUAGUGGGGCCACCUUCUUGGCAGUGUGUCGGGGAAAGGCCAGCGAAGGACUGGACUUUGCAGACAUGAAUGGCCGUGGUGUGAUUGUCACGGGCCUCCCGUAUCCCCCACGCAUGGAUCCCCGUGUUGUCCUUAAGAUGCAGUUCUUGGAUGAGAUGAGAGGUCAGAGUGGGCCUGGAAGCAAGUGCCUCUCUGGUCAGGAGUGGUACCAGCAACAGGCAUCCAGGGCUGUGAACCAGGCUAUUGGGAGGGUUAUCCGACACCGCCAUGACUAUGGGGCCAUCUUCCUGUGUGACCACAGGUUUGCCUAUGCUGACGCCAGGGCCCAGCUGCCCUCCUGGGUGCGCCCCUACCUUCAGGUGUAUGACAGCUUUGGCCACGUCAUCCGAGAUGUGGCCCAAUUCUUCCGUGCUGCUCAGAAAACUAUGCCAUUGCCAGUUCCCAAGGCUGUGACCUCAAGUGUGAAUGAGGGAGAAGCUGCUGUCAAGGAGGCUACGUUGUCCAGGCCCCUCCUCUCCACCAGGAAAGCAAUGAGCUUAGAUGUGCAUGUGCCCAGCCUGAGGCAGAGUCCCAUAGGAUUAUCAGCUGCUGGAGACUCUGAGAGCAGCCUGUGUGUGGAGUAUGAGCAGCCGCCAGUUUCUGCCCAGCAAAGGCCCAUGGGGCUGCUGGCUGCCUUAGAAUACAGCGAGCAGAAGGCUGGGGCGUCUGAGGAGGAGCAGGCACUCAGCUCCUCCACCCUGUCUCUCCGGUGUGAGAAGAGGUUAUCAGUAGAGCAGAAAGGAGGAAGAAGGAAGGUCAGGCUGGUCAGCCAUCCGGAGAAGCCAGUGGCUGGCACACAGGCAGGCAAAGCCAAGAUGUUCAUGGUGGCCGUGAAGCAAACACUGAGCCAAGCCAGCUUUGACACCUUUACCCAGGCCCUGCAGCACUAUAAGGGCUCUGAUGACUUUGAAGCCCUAGUGGCCUCUCUCACUUGCCUCUUUGCUGAAGACCCCAAGAAGCAUACCCUACUUAAAGGCUUCUACCAGUUUGUACGACCCCACCACAAGCAGCAAUUUGAGGACAUCUGCUUCCAACUAACAGGCCAAGGCUGUGGCUGCCAGCCAGGGCACAGUCUUCCCUUCGGAGAGCAAGCACAGUCAACUGUGGACUCCACAGGAAGGAGAGAGCUGGAGUCUAAGCUGACUUUGUCUGAAGGUGUGGAUAGGCAGCUGGACCCUGGCGAGCACCUGAACCAGGGGAGGCCUCACCUGUCUGCUCAUCUACCUUCCAAAGGAGACAUGAACAGCUGUCCAAAAGUGGGAUGUGCAGUAGAAAAACCCGGCCAGCCUGUUGUGAGUGCCUACCUGUCUGAUGUCCAAAAGGCUCUGGGACCUGCAAGCUGCAGCCAGCUUAUGGCAGCUCUGAGGACAUACAAACAGGACGAUGACCUGGAUAAGGUGCUGGCUGUGGUGGCAGCACUGACCACUGAAAAGCCUGAACACUUCUCCUUGCUGCACAAAUUUGGCAUGUUUGUGCGACGCCACCACAAACCCCAGUUCCUACAGACAUGUGCAGACCUAACGGGCCUACCUACCACAGACAAGAGCUUAGAGCCGCCAGCUCCCAGGGAGGAGAGCACAACAUUGCUUUCUGAGCUUACCCAUGAGGACACAAAGCCAGGCCCCUCUGUGUCCAGGAAACCCGAGAAGACGCAGAGUAAGAUCUCAUCCUUCCUCAGACAGAGGCCAAACCAGAGUGUGAGCUCUGAUGGUACCUCAGAGCCCACGCAGCCUCCUCCUGGGCUCCCCCGUGACCACAUGAAGCCCGAGUGCACAUUUGUGUGCCCAGCCUGCGCAACUGAAGACACAGUACUUUUCCAGUGUCCCACCUGCGAGUUCUACCGCUGCUGGGCCUGUUGGCAACUGCAACUCCAGGCCUCUAGACUGUGUCCGGCUUGUGGUGCCGUUAACAGGAAGCGGAGCAUCACACAGGUCAUCUGGCCGAAACCCCAGUGAACACAGAUGGAGACCUUUAUCUGGCUAGACUCAGGCUGACUCUGCAGGUCUCAUAUACUUGGCUAUGCAACGGUAUCUGAAGCUACCUGUGAGAAGUCCUGAAACUUCAA
Molecule: messenger RNA, 4096 nt
Organism: Acomys russatus (golden spiny mouse)
Lineage: Eukaryota; Metazoa; Chordata; Mammalia; Rodentia; Muridae
Gene: Rtel1
Product: regulator of telomere elongation helicase 1
Exons: 35
Coding region: 153-3986 (1277 amino acids)
Biological process (GO): negative regulation of t-circle formation; telomeric loop disassembly; DNA repair
Cellular component (GO): nucleus
Molecular function (GO): DNA polymerase binding; DNA binding; hydrolase activity, acting on acid anhydrides, in phosphorus-containing anhydrides
Source: RefSeq, a predicted model, not a curated record